UUUGGGGUGUCUCCUCCGGGGGCGCCAUGGCGGCACCGGCCAGCAGCCUGAUCCGGCAGAAGCGGGAGGUCCGCGAGCCCGGGGGCAGCCGGCCCGUGUCAGCGCAGCGGCGCGUGUGUCCCCGCGGCACCAAGUCCCUUUGCCAGAAGCAGCUCCUCAUCCUGCUGUCCAAGGUGCGACUGUGCGGGGGGCGGCCCGCGCGGCCGGACCGCUGCCCGGAGCCUCAGCUCAAAGGCAUCGUCACCAAACUGUUCUGCUGCCAGGGUUUCUACCUCCAGGCGAAGCCCGACGGGAGUAUCCAGGGCACCCCAGAGGACACCAGCUCUUUCACCCACUUCAAACUGAUCCCUGUGGGGCUCCGUGUAGUCACCAUCCAGAGUGCCAAGCUGGGUCACUACAUGGCCAUGAACGCUGAGGGGCUGCUCUACAGCUCGCCACAUUUCACAGCUGAGUGUCGCUUUAAGGAGUGCGUCUCUGAGAAUUACUAUGUCCUGUACGCCUCUGCUCUCUAUCGCCAGCGUCGUUCUGGCCGGUCCUGGUACCUGGGCCUGGACAAGGAGGGCCGAGUCAUGAAGGGAAAUCGAGUCAAGAAGACCAAGGCAGCCGCCCACUUUGUGCCCAAGCUCCUGGAGGUGGCUGUGUACCGGGAGCCUUCUCUCCACAGUGUCCCUGAGACCUCCCCUUCCAGGCCCCCUGCCCCCUGCCAUGCAGUCCCCGGACUGGAGGCUCCCUGCCCUCGCCACCACCACAGCCUGUCUCCCAGCCCUGCUUCUGGCCCUGCUCUCACCCCUGCUGCCACGCUCAUGCCCUGAGCAGCCAGGUCCCACCAGGUGCUCUACCCAGAGGGAGCCUAGGGGCCGGCCGUGACUUCCGGGGCUGCUGAGACCCUCAGAUCCUUGGGCCCGGGAAAGGGGUCAGAGAGGGGGAUGUCUGAAAAUGGUCCUGGCUGAUCACUUCUUUCCUUCCACACUCACACCCUCCAAAGCCUUUUCCCGAGAUGGCGCGGGGGGUUCCAAAACUGACAAAACCAGGGCAUAAAUCUUCUGCACCCCGGGCUCAGCCAGUUCCUGGAGCCCUUUGCCCUUUUCAUGGCCACCAAGCCAUAGAUUUAUAGGUCCACUGGAGCUCAGGAUUAGUUUCCUUCUUUCCCUACUCCACC
This is a messenger RNA of Balaenoptera acutorostrata (minke whale), 1159 nucleotides long. Its product is annotated as fibroblast growth factor 11. The record is from RefSeq and is a predicted model, not a curated record. Gene Ontology annotation, molecular function: fibroblast growth factor receptor binding; growth factor activity. Bases 27 to 812 code for a protein of 261 amino acids. The transcript has 5 exons. Lineage: Eukaryota; Metazoa; Chordata; Mammalia; Artiodactyla; Balaenopteridae. Gene Ontology annotation, biological process: positive regulation of protein phosphorylation; cell differentiation; positive regulation of gene expression. Gene Ontology annotation, cellular component: cytoplasm.